CCUUGAUAAGUUACGCAUAAUUUCAGCAAACAAAUAGUACUGCCAACUCAUUGGACGUUAGGCUUGCGGGAACUUUAACUUUCGUGCUACCUGCAUCCACGCUUAUGGGAGAGGACCAUACUUUAGACGAUGUUGAUUACGACAGUGAAACAGCCAGUUUAUCAGAAAAUGAGAAUUUGGAUGAGGGACUUUUUAUUUUGGAUCAUAUAGAAUGGGUGAAAAAUCACCGAAAAGAGAAUUUUGAGCUACCUGAAACUGUUAGUGUAAUUGAUUGUGAGAAUCAGUGUAAGGUGUAUCUAGUGGGGACUGCACACUUCAGUCAAGAAAGCAUAAAUGAUGUGAAAACAGUUAUGGAGAAGACAUAUCCAGACAUUGUUGUGCUAGAGUUGUGUGCAAACCGUCGCCAAACUUUGACAAUGGAUGAAGAAAAGAUUAAACAGCAUUUGAAAGACAUUAACCUUCGAACUAUAAUAAAGAGUCAAGGUCUAAGCUCAGGCAUUCUACAUUACCUUUUGCUUCGACUAAGUGGUUACUUGGUGGAUAUACUUGGAAUGGCCCCUGGUGGAGAAUUCCGAGCUGCAGCCAAAGAGGCAAUGAAACAGCCUCACUGUCAUGUUCUACUAGGAGAUCGUCCAAUAAAUAUUACACUGUAUAGAGCUAUAGAAGCUUUGGGUCCAUGGACAAAAUUGAAAUUUUUUGUUUCUCUACUAUUCAGUUUUCAACCUGUUACGAAAGAAGAAAUUGAAGAAAUGAAAAAGUCUGAUUUCUUAGAAAAAUUACUAGUCGCAAUGGCUGGAGACCAUCCUGAAUUAACGUAUAUCCUGCUAGAUGAAAGAGACAAGUAUUUAGCUCGGUCUAUCUGGGAGGCUACUGGGAUGGAAGAAUAUUUAAAGUUGAAGGCAACAAAAGCUACUACCACUACCACUAAUCCUACUACCGUCACUCCUAAUGGACCAUCCUAUCAUGAGGAUGGUGAAGAAUCUGUUCUUCGACAUCGUGACAAUCUUAAACAAUUGGGUGACAAUAUUUCAGAAAAACCUACUGAAGGCGAAGACGAAGAAGCACAUGAAGAGGCAACAGAAACAGAGGGAGGUGAACAUUAUUCCAAUCAUGUGACUGUUGACAAUCCUCCUCCAAAGUCAAGCUGUUGUUCUAACUGGCCACCGCCAAGUGUAAUACCAAGAGUUGUAGUUGCUGUUGUCGGCAUAGGACAUGUUGCUGGAAUUAAAAAGUUUUGGCCAGUAGCGGAUACAAUCAAUAAGGCUGAUUUAUGUGUCCUAUUGAAACCUCCUCUAUCUUGGCGUAUAUUUAAAUGGAUAUUACGAGGAGUUUUACUGUCUACAGUGCUUGGAAUUAGUUAUGGUGUAGUCCGGUGUACUUAUACACUUGGAGCAUAUACUUAUAGGCAAAUGUUCAUGUAAAUAAAUAAAUAAACGACUACCUCUAGUCAUUCAUUGGUGGUGCGUAUGUGCAUGGGUGCGGUGGUGUUGUCGUCGUCGUCGUCGACUUUGCCGUUAUUGUUGAUUCUGAACUGUGAUUUCUUAUUCUGUUUCGGCCGAAAAUGCCUUUCUUUUCUAACCUGUCACAUUUUUUUAAAUUUCAAUUGCUCUGUAUUCACCGUGUGAGUGGUAAACAGACAUAUAUAUAUGUGUGAUGUCUCGGUUGUACAUUCCCUUGGUUAUGGGAUCUCUUUUUUAUAUGGUUUUUGAGAUAAAAGCAAAAAAGACUUUUUUGUCUAUUUUAGAUGAAUCUUUCAACGACAAAAAAUAUAUACAAAUAUACGUUUUAUUUUCGAA
Trichobilharzia regenti is the source of this 1796-nucleotide messenger RNA. The record is from the annotation of a GenBank genome assembly. NCBI's taxonomy places the organism in Eukaryota, Metazoa, Platyhelminthes, Trematoda, Strigeidida, Schistosomatidae.